Messenger RNA from Tympanuchus pallidicinctus (lesser prairie-chicken), 2828 nucleotides. RefSeq names its product MIER1 transcriptional regulator (gene MIER1). NCBI's taxonomy places the organism in Eukaryota, Metazoa, Chordata, Aves, Galliformes, Phasianidae. Gene Ontology annotation, molecular function: transcription corepressor activity; histone deacetylase binding. The transcript has 14 exons. The record is from RefSeq and is a predicted model, not a curated record. The coding region runs from base 486 to 1958 and encodes 490 amino acids. Gene Ontology annotation, biological process: negative regulation of transcription by RNA polymerase II. Gene Ontology annotation, cellular component: nucleoplasm.
AGGGGAGAGAGCCGCGUUGCGGCCCGCCCGUCCCCGGGGUUCUCUCCGUGCCCGGCGGGGCUGGGCCUACGGGCCGCCCCUUGCCCACCCCGGGGCUCCUCCCUGCCGGCAGGGCCGCGGCAGCGCCGGUCCCCGCUUUGUCACUGAAGCACAAAGGUUCUCGGCGGCCCGGGGAGGCGGCGGCUCCCUCCGCCCCUGAGGCGGGGAGCGGGGCCGGGGUUUGUGGGGCUUUCAGUCAGCGAAGCUGCACGCGGCGGUGCUCUUAGCGUCGCCCCGCGGGGCCUCUCCCGAAGCGUCGAGCCAGAAUGCAGCGUCCCUGCCUCUGUCAGUGGCCGUGACGCCGGACCACCGCAGCGUCGCGCACGGCGCCGCUCCCCAGGACCGCGGUGGGACGACGCCUUCCGCGCCCCAACCCUUCUGUUGAGUCUUCAAGUCCAGGAGGUUCAGCAACAUCUGAUGACCAUGAAUUUGAUCCAUCAGCUGAUAUGCUGGUGCAUGACUUUGAUGAUGAACGGACAUUAGAAGAGGAGGAAAUGAUGGAAGGAGAAAGAAACUUCAAUUCUGAAAUAGAGGAUCUUAACAGGGAAAGCGAUAUGCCAAUCCAGGAGCUGCUUAGCCUUUAUGGCUAUGAUGGCACCAUUCCACUCCAAGAAGAUGAUGAUGAGGAAGAUGAGGAAGAGGAAGAGGAGGAGGGAGAAGAUGAUGAUGAUGUUGAUAACGACGACAACAGUGGCUGCAGUGCUGAAAACAAAGAGGAGACCAUAAAGGAUUCAUCAGGUCAGGAAGAUGAGACACAGUCAUCGAAUGAUGACCCAGCACCCUCAGUUGCUUCUCAAGAUCCACAGGAGUUGAUUCGCCCCCGUCGAUGUAAAUAUUUCGAUACAAACAGCGAAAUAGAAGAGGAGUCCGAAGAAGAUGAAGAUUAUAUUCCCUCAGAAGACUGGAAAAAGGUAAAUAUUAAGGAAAUCAUGGUGGGCUCUAUGUUUCAAGCUGAAAUUCCAGCUGGCAUAUGCAGAUACAAAGAGAAUGAAAAAGUGUAUGAGAAUGACGACCAGCUGUUGUGGAAUCCUGAUGUCUUACCAGAAGACAAAGUGAUUGAGUUCCUAAACGAGGCAUCACGGCGCACAGGAGAUGAGAAGGGCCUGGAUGCCAUUCCUGAGGGAUCACACAUUAAGGACAAUGAGCAGGCGUUGUAUGAACUGGUGAAGUGCAAUUUUGAUACUGAGGAAUCUUUACGAAGGCUGAGGUUUAAUGUGAAGGCAGCCAGAGAAGAAUUAUCUGUUUGGACAGAAGAAGAAUGUAGGAACUUUGAACAAGGGCUGAAAGUCUAUGGCAAGGAUUUUCAUGUCAUUCAGGCAAAUAAGGUACGAACAAGAUCAGUUGGUGAGUGCGUAGCAUUUUAUUACAUGUGGAAGAAAUCAGAGCGCUAUGAUUUCUUUGCACAACAGACGAGAUUUGGAAAGAAGAAAUACAACCUUCAUCCCGGCGUAACAGACUACAUGGACCGCCUCCUCGAUGAAAGUGAAAGCGCGGCCUCCAGCAGAGCUCCGUCCCCUCCGCCCACAGCCUCCAACAGCAGCACCAGCCAGUCUGAGCGAGAGGACAGCACCACCAGCAGCAGCAACCAGAACGGGCUGUCUGCUAAUGGGCCGGGAGAGAUUCCAAGUAAGGAUGAAGCAAAACCAGAAGGACUGCACGUCAACGGACCUACUGGAGGCAAGAAAACCCCUCACCCAGAUCUGGAUACAAAUGGGUAUGAAACUGAAAGUCUUUCCCUUGACCCCAAAGUUGCUCAUUCAACUUCAAGAAGUGAAAAUGAUUUUGAAGAAAAAAAUGAAAGACCUCUAAAAAGAAGAAGAAUUAAUAGCAGUGGUAAAGAGAGCCCUGGUUCUUCAGAGUUCUUCCAAGAAGCAAACUCCCAUGGGAAGCUGGAAGAGCUGGAAACAUUGGAUGACUGAAUAAUAGGAGCAGAUUUUAUUCCUUGGAGUAAAUCUCUGGUGUCUAGAAUUUUCAGGGUUGAUGGGUUACCUUGCAGAAUCCAGUUCCAUAAAACACUGCUGAGAUUUUUCUAAUAGCUUCUGGUCAGCUCCGCAGAUCUGCUUCUUGGGUUGUGGCAGUGCUGAAAGGCAGCAGCAGAAUAUUCUGUUCCUGAGGUGCCAGCUGCAGCUCUGGGAACACGGAGGCACUUAGGAGCAUUUGAGCAACAAAUCAGUGAUUUUCUGUAAAAAUGCUUCCAGCCAGCAGGAAAUUGGGUGUAAGUUGAUGUGAGCAUUGCACAGGUGAACAAAGCAGGGGCUGGUUUCAAUUUCUGAUCGUUGGGGGAAGUUAAAAACGAAUCCCAAAUCCUGAGACGUGCACAGAGUGGGCACAGAGACUCCUAGCAGAGCAGCACGUGUCACCUGGCUGGUAAGGAACCCGCAUGAAUCCUGAAAGUUACGAGCACAACUAUUUUUAUAUAUAGAAGUUUUAAAAGGUAAAUAAACCAGGUCAGGUUUGUCUAUGUAAAAUUGUUGACAUCAAUGAUGUCUUUCCAUAUUCUUAUCUGGGCUAAAGAAAUACGUUCUGUAUUUUUCCAGAUUUCUUUGUAGCCUUUGAAAGAUUUUUACAGUACUUCACGUCUUGAUCAAACUGUCCUUUCUUAAAACAAAAGCUUGUAUAAUUUUCUUAGCUUGUACAGUUGGUAAACUUUUAUGAGAGAAUUGAUAUCCUGAGUCUGAUGUCAGCUUCGUUUUAUUUUGCUGAAAUCUUUUCUAAGAAAAAGAAAAAAAAAAAACAACCACAAAAAAAGAAAGAAGCCAAACCAAACCAACUGACCUAGAAAACAAAAA